Molecule: messenger RNA, 277 nt
Organism: Baudoinia panamericana UAMH 10762
Lineage: Eukaryota; Fungi; Ascomycota; Dothideomycetes; Mycosphaerellales; Teratosphaeriaceae
Exons: 1
Coding region: 29-247 (72 amino acids)
Source: RefSeq, a predicted model, not a curated record
CUGCGAAGUUCUAUUGAUAGUGCGAAGGAUGUCAUUGUGGGGUACUACAGAGGUGACUUCGAAGUUUCGAUUCAACUCGAAGACUUCCACUUUCACACGCUUCCAUCAGCUUGUCCUUAGGAGUGCUAGGAGCCUACCGGACGCCGUCGACACUCCUGCGGCGAUCUGUGAGUUCAUAAGGAAAUGGUUGUCGCCAGUUGAUCUGGACCUUCAUGUCGCAAAGACGGCUUCUCCGGGGCCAAUGUAGCUCGGCGUCCUCGUCAGCGGCUGCCUCGAU